Molecule: messenger RNA, 357 nt
Organism: Symbiodinium necroappetens
Lineage: Eukaryota; Dinophyceae; Suessiales; Symbiodiniaceae
Source: the annotation of a GenBank genome assembly
UGCGCUGCGAAGUGCGACUCCAGGUAUGGCUUUCAACUCUUGGAGCUCCACCUGCAGCGACGCCAGCCUGACAUGCCAUUGGAUGAAGCUCUUCAGACUAUCGAGACCGUGACCGGCGUGGAGGCCCUCUUCAAGCCCCCCGCACCUGAAAUCCGAUUGCUGGAAAAGCUGGCCAAAGACUUGCCGGACGACCAGUUUCUGCAUGGCAACUCGCAGUGGUGUCACCGGUCCACACGGUUGGCGCGUGCAGAGCUGGGUGAGGAUCACCUCACAAGCCUGCACCUCCGUAGUGAGAUACUGGAGGCGGCACUUCGUGGUGAUGGCUGCGAGGCAGAAGCGCGCUUGGGCCUCGAUGAC